Cynoglossus semilaevis (tongue sole) is the source of this 3622-nucleotide messenger RNA. RefSeq names its product recombining binding protein suppressor of hairless-like. Lineage: Eukaryota; Metazoa; Chordata; Actinopteri; Pleuronectiformes; Cynoglossidae. The record is from RefSeq and is a predicted model, not a curated record. Bases 344 to 1834 code for a protein of 496 amino acids. Gene Ontology annotation, biological process: regulation of transcription by RNA polymerase II. The transcript is spliced from 11 exons. Gene Ontology annotation, molecular function: DNA-binding transcription activator activity, RNA polymerase II-specific; RNA polymerase II cis-regulatory region sequence-specific DNA binding. Gene Ontology annotation, cellular component: nucleus.
UACGGUGUGGUUGCCUUGUGAAAGUUGCGAGGCUGCUCCUUCAUCUCGCGAUACAAACUGACUACCUGCACUCAUGUCAGUUGUGAGAGUUUUUCUGUUCUCGCGCGAUCUGGUAACUUUCCCACGCCUGUUGUUUUGGCGUCUGCCCUCUGGCCGCCGUCCCUCCCUCUCCCUCCUUCCUCCCCUUCCCACCGCGGUGCCCGGUCACACCUCCCCCUCUUUUUCUCCCUUUUUCCUUCCAGUCUGCUUCUUCUGUUGUGCCGUUGGCUUUGCAGUGGGGCUGUGGGAGGGAUCUCGCGAUUGUUGGACUUUUUUUUCGUAGAGGGGGUGAGUAAUUCGGAAGAUGGCGCCCGUUGUUACGGGGAAGUUUGGUGAGCGACCGCAGCCACAGCGCCUGACAAGGGAGGCUAUGAGGAGUUAUUUAAAGGAAAAGGACGAUCAAACUGUGCUCAUACUUCACGCAAAGGUCGCCCAAAAGUCAUAUGGCAACGAAAAAAGGUUUUUCUGUCCUCCACCCUGUGUGUAUUUGUUGGGCAGUGGUUGGCAAAAGAAGCUGGAGAAGAUGGAGAAGGAGGGAUGCACGGAGCAGGAAGCCCAGCCGUGUGCAUUUAUUGGAAUUGGUAACAGUGAGCAGGAGAUGCAGCAGCUCAAUCUGGAGGGGAAGCACUUCUGCACCGCAAAGACGCUCUACAUUAGUGACUCAGAUAAGAGGAAACACUUCAUGCUGUCUGUGAAGAUGUUAUAUGGGAACUGUGCAAACAUCGGCGUCUUCCUCAGCAAGAGGAUCAAGGUCAUCUCCAAGCCCUCGAAGAAGAAACAGUCCUUGAAAAAUGCAGAUUUGUGUAUCGCAUCAGGGACUAAGGUGGCGCUGUUUAACCGUUUGCGGUCCCAGACUGUGAGCACCAGGUAUCUUCAUGUGGAGGGUGGAAACUUUCAUGCCAGCUCCCAGCAGUGGGGUGCCUUCUACAUCCACCUCUUGGACGAAGACGAGUCAGAAGGGGAGGAGUUUGCUGUGAGAGAUGGCUACAUCCACUAUGGUCAGACAAUCAAAUUGGUCUGCUCUGUUACUGGCAUGGCUCUGCCCAGACUAGUCAUCCGCAAAGUGGACAAGCAGACGGCAUUAAUGGACGCAGACGACCCAGUGUCCCAGCUUCACAAGUGUGCCUUCUACCUGAAGGACACGGACAGGAUGUAUCUCUGUCUCUCACAGGAAAGGAUCAUCCAGUUCCAGGCAACACCGUCCUCCAAAGAGUCCAACAAAGAGACCAUUAAUGACGGAGCUUCCUGGACUAUUAUUAGCACUGACAAGGCAGAGUACACCUUUUAUGAGGGCAUGGGCCCUGUCCCCACACCGGUCACACCCGUUCCUGUUGUAGAGAGUCUGCAGUUGAACGGCGGAGGAGAUGUAGCAAUGUUAGAGCUGACAGGACAGAACUUCACCCCUAACCUCAGAGUGUGGUUUGGAGAUGUUGAGGCUGACACCUUGUACAGAUGUGGGGAGAGCAUCCUGUGUGUGGUACCAGACAUCUCUGCCUUCAGGGAAGGCUGGCGCUGGGUGAGACAGCCGGUGCAGGUUCCUGUGGCACUGGUCCGCAACGACGGGAUCAUUUAUGCCACCGCCCUGACCUUCACCUACACCCCUGAACCAGGGCCACGACCUCACUGCAGCACCACCGAGGCCAUUCUGUGCUCACAUAGCAUAUCUUCUUCAUCACCGGCGUCUUCCGCUUCACCGUCAUCCACGCUGGGUGGUCUAGGAGAUGGCCAAAGAUCCUACAGCAUUAGUGACUCAGGAAUAUCAUCAGGGGCAUCAACGAUGUCGGUGCUGUCAUAGUUUGUUGUGCAGAACGUGUGGUGUUGAUAAUUGAGAAAAUUAUUUACAAAGACGCUCAUGGACGUGUGAAGGAAUGCACGGAAACGCAAAUCAAAUAUUUGGAAUCAUGGCGAUUGCUUGUGGGAGCUGGAAGAGAAAAAUAACAAGUCAAAAGACUUAUUUUGGCGAACUGACUCCUCUCUUUGGCUCCAUCGUGUGGUUGCUUGUGGGACAUGCCUUCAGCACUCGGUUCUCAAAAAAGACUAAUUUACUGUCUGACAAAACAAGAUGCUAAAAAAGUGGAUGCGUCUAAGCUUUUUUAUUUUCUUCCAUUUUUCACUGCCACAGUCAUGUUUUUACUAAAGGACUUCCGGAAUGUUCCUGUUGUGUCCAAAGGAAAACUGAUGUAAUUAGAGUAGCAUAGGUUUUACAGACCAAGACAAUAAUAAUAUUAUAUUAUUUGAAUCCUAUUGUAUUUUUUUAAGCUUUGAUGGAGUUAUACUAUGACAUUUCAAGGAUACUUCAUAGUACAUUUACAUUUAUAACAUUUUUUCUUUGCCAUGUUUUUGCCUUUUACUUUGAGUUAUGCCCUUAAUAAAAAAGCUAAUGGUGGAAAUGGCAUUUAGUCUCACAUAGCCUAGCUUUCCCCCUAAAACAUCAGCUGCUGUUUUUAAGUUGCGGAUAUUUUGUACUUGGUUAUAAUAAUUGAAUUUUUAAAUUCUGAAUUAUCUCGAAAGUUCAAACGUGCAGAUCCAGUAUGAUUUAAUGGAGGCACUUAAUUUAUCUGGCAGCAGUUGCUCAUCUUAACAGCUGGAGCUAGGUUACUAAUUGGUCACAGCUGUUUCUUUAAUCACAGGACUCAAGCUGAAAUACAAAAUAAAUGUUUUGGUUUUUUAAAAGAAUUUAAAGGUUUUGUUUUUACCUGAAGACUAAAGAUUGUGUGAUUUUGUGACCCUGUUGUUGCUAUGGUUCCAGAGAUUGUACUUCUGUGUUGGACAAGCUUUAAAGUUCUGCCAUCAGCUGUGAUGAUGUUGUCAAAGGCAGCUUUUAGCAGUAAAACAUGCUGAGUUGAUCACAGACUCUUCUGCCUUUUUCGAGUGGUUUUUUUUAAUCAUCGAUAUUUAAAACACAUUUGUGAUGCCUUUUUCAUCGUUGACCACUUCACCUGCUGUCUUAAAAUAACUAACCAAGUGCCUUGAUUUUUAUUUUUGUAUCACUCUACAUGUAUAGGAAUGGACAGUAAAAAAAUGUUUGGUCCAAGUUGAAAGUUUUUUUUAACCUGACAUAAAUCACUUACACUCUUCCAUGUGUAAAUACAAACCUAAAUAUUUUGCCCAAAGUUUCUUAUUUUGUGUUAACCCACAUGUCAAUCACAGUCUCUGCUUGGUGGUCUUGGUUUAAUUUACUAUUUAAUUAUAAUAUAGUCAGUUGAAUGAAUACAGGUACAGUUCAGACUGUAAAUAUGUUAACUUAUAAAGACAGUGUUUGUUAAUUUAGUCUGGUUUUACAGAGAGUAGAGUUUUUAUUGUGACUUGUACACACUUUAAAGUCUUUGCUUGUUUAAAGGAAGCUUUGUUACUACAACAGCAUUCUGAUUUUCUCACUGCCUUCUGUCAGUUAACACUCUACCAGCUCAUCUGACUGUCAACAUGGCCGUGGGUCUGGGUUUUAAAGAGGAAAACGACACAUGGAAUCUUAUACUUUUAUUUCACCCAAUAUUUAGAUUGAGUGAGACUGUGUUAAUUUUGAACAAAUUAAACCCCAAUAUGACUUUUUUUUUACAUCUGAAUGUCAGGAAUAAAGUUCAGC